AUGGCUUUCGCCGGCGUCUCUCUCGUCGGCACCGAUGGCAUGCUGAGCCCGUCCACCGCGUCGCCCAUCGACGCCGGCGCCGGCAGCGGGUACCACCUGCUCGCGGUGGAAGGCUACUCACGCAACAGGGACGCCCUGCCCAACGGCGAGCACGUCCGAUGCCGCACGUUCUUAGUCGGAGGCCACCGCUGGUAUCUCAAGUACUACCCCAACGGCUACGACUCCAGCUGCGCCGGGUACAUAUCUGUCUCCCUCGCCCUUGAGGAGGCCGACGGCGGCUAUGCGCCGGCGGCGCGCCCCGUGAAGGCCCAGGUCGCCUUCAGUUUCAUCGACCAGACCCGGCUGCAGGUGACGGCGAAGAUCCGUGGAACCAGAAUCAAGGACUUCAGCCUCAACCCUGAGCACUGCUACGCUGAGGCAGUGAGAAGGGAUAUCUUGGAGAGAUCGAAGCAUCUCAAGGACGACAGCUUCACCAUCCGGUGCGAUGUUCUUGUCUUCGCUGAGGAGGGUGCUCGCCGCGCUACUUUUACCGCAGCGCUGCCGCCUGACAUGCAGAGCCAUUUCAGCGACCUCCUCUUGACCGAGGAGGGAGCCGACGUCAUGUUUGAGGUCGGUGGCGGCGGCGACAAGUUCCCGGCGCACCAGUGCAUGCUGGCAGCCCGGUCCGACGUCUUCAAGGCACUGCUCGUCGGCGACAAGAACAACCGCCCUAGCGCGCCGGGAACCGUCGUGAAGAUAGAUGACAUCCAAGCAAAGGUGUUCAGUGGCUUGCUUGCUUUCAUCUACACCGACGCGUUCCCCGACUGGCACAUGGGCAGCCUGGAAAAGGAUCGAGCUGCUGAAGGAGAGACUGAAUCCGGAGAGGAUGGAAGAGAAGUAUCUGAUGAGUAUGUGAUGUGGCUGCUGCACCUGUUUGAAGCCGCGGAUCGGUACGAACUCCCAAGGCUCAAGUCGAUCUGCGAAGAGAUGCUGGUCAGUCGUUACAUACGCGUGACCACUGUGGCGGACAUCGUCGUCGUGGCUGAGAAGAUUGGUAGCGGCUGGAUGAAGGAGGUGUGCUUAGAGUUUAUCAGAGCGCAUACGAGUUUGCACGCAGUUUUCAGUGUGGAUGGUUUUGAGCAGAUGAUCCGAGAGUGCACUCCCUCCGGUCUCAAGGAGCUCAUCUCCAAGUUUGCUGCAUAA
This is a messenger RNA of Lolium perenne, 1182 nucleotides long. RefSeq names its product BTB/POZ and MATH domain-containing protein 2-like. Gene Ontology annotation, molecular function: protein binding. Gene Ontology annotation, biological process: protein ubiquitination. NCBI's taxonomy places the organism in Eukaryota, Viridiplantae, Streptophyta, Magnoliopsida, Poales, Poaceae. The record is from RefSeq and is a predicted model, not a curated record.